AUGGCUGAGGCUCAAGGUAUCUUGAGGGAUAUUGAAAGAAGAAAUAUACCAGUGAAACUCGAGGAGGUGGAAUGCGGUCCAUCCUGCGCUGAUGUGCUUAACUCCGUGUUCAUAUCAAAUGGAGACACUACCGAAUUGGAGGAUGUCAAGGCCCGAGAGAUGCACCGUGGUCUUGACGGCAGAUCGCAUCCGAUGUCACGAGUAUUACUGUAUGACAACAAGAGGAGAGACAGUUUCCAUGCCUACUACGUGGAUAAGGAAUGGCUUCGACUAAAAACACCUCAGGAGGCUGCAAUAUGGUCAAUCUGCCUCUAUGUUUCUCGAUCCAUGUCCGAAGAUGAGCGAAUCAGAGUUAGUGAUGCGUUCAAUCAGGUGGUCACUUCUUCAGGGCUGCGAUUAUCAGGUGCUCAGCGAGUAUGA
Ostertagia ostertagi is the source of this 420-nucleotide messenger RNA. The record is from the annotation of a GenBank genome assembly. Lineage: Eukaryota; Metazoa; Nematoda; Chromadorea; Rhabditida; Trichostrongylidae.